AUGACCGCCCACAUUUUCGAGGAAACUCCCGUGACAUGUGCUCAAAUCAAUGCCUGUGCAUAUUCACAUUGGAGUAAAUACUUCGAGGAUCAUAUUCCUGCUGCGAAAAUAUUCAAAGACGUUCCACAAGCCUUUUUAGAGUAUCUCAGAAGUGAAAGUAUCAGGCUUCCGAAUUCAGCCAUAAUUGAUAGAGUGGAGGCAAAUAGCGAUAAUGAUUAUAGUGAUUGGGAAGAUGAAGAAUCGUCUAGCAUUGACCCCGUUGCUCCUUUCAUGGACUUUCAUCAGGAACUUCAGUCUUUAGUUUCGAAAUGGAGAAAAGUAGUCGUUAAACUCAACUGGUCUGCUCCAAAAGAUGCCAAAUGGAUCUUGAUUAAUAACUCGCUCGAGUGCACAUGUGUGAAUGAUAUUUAUCUUCUUCUUAAUGCAUCAGACCAUAUCACGCAUGACUUAAACGGACAUAUCUACGACGAGUGCGAAGACAAAGAUACUGGCGAGAGUUUGGAGCCAGAGUUGGUGAUCAAAAAACAUAUCAGUGAACUAAAUCCUGCUCUAGAAUUUCGCUUGUUCGUUCGUGGCGGCGAAAUCAUAGCUGCGUCCCAGAGAGACUUGAAUCAUUACCAGUUUCUAGAGGGACUCAAAGAGAAAAUUCAUAGCACAAUUUCGAAAUUCCAUCGGAACGUGCUUUCGCAAUCUAAGUUUCCCUUGCGUGACUACAUCAUGGACGUCUAUAUUGCCAGCCCUUACGACACGGUGACUAUCAUCGACAUAAAUCCUUUCACUAGAAAAUGGGAUGGGCUAUUAUUCACAUGGAUGGAACUCUUGGAAAAAGACGUGGAUGGUAUAUUCGAGCUACGCUUGAUUACAGAGACCAACAUGGGCGCGAUGGGCAGAAAAGAACACAGUGAAAGCCAAGUUCCUAUUGAAGUGGUAGAUGCGCUGCUCAAUAGUGAAGCAAUGGCUGAGCUUGCGCGCGAAUGGCAAAAACUUCAGUAG
This is a messenger RNA of Australozyma saopauloensis, 993 nucleotides long. Its product is annotated as cell proliferation protein. Gene Ontology annotation, cellular component: cytoplasm. NCBI's taxonomy places the organism in Eukaryota, Fungi, Ascomycota, Pichiomycetes, Serinales, Metschnikowiaceae. The coding region runs from base 1 to 993 and encodes 330 amino acids. The transcript has a single exon. The record is from RefSeq and is a predicted model, not a curated record.